CAAUAAUGAAUACUGAACAAAGAAAAGUUUCCAGAAAGGAUCGACAAGAUGGGGAUAUAAACUUCUUCUUAAAAUCUACAGCACCUACUCCAAUAUCCUUUUUUCGCUUAACUCAUCCAACUCAACGUAUACGGGCCAUUAAUAAAUAUAAAAAAUGUCUUGCCAUUGCUAUAAACCGUAGUAAGGGCUCAAUGCUUGAUAAACUGAAAGCCUUGGAUACUAACGAAGAAUUUAUACAACGAGACUGGGAAACUUGGUUAAAAGAAAAGAAAGCGAUCCUAGCCUGUCGAACAAGUCACGAUACAAAUUUGCAAAUUCAACAAGAUUUUGCCUUAACGAUGAAGACAAUCUUUGGUGCAACGAAAAACGAUAUUGGAGAACAUAAUUAUAUUGUUUCAGAAAAACGUCAGCUGGAAGAUACGGAAAGUGAGGAACUCUCUCAUAAAUUUUCGGUUCCAAAAAAGAUAAAAUCUGAAACCAGCAACUUUGAUGAAGUGCAUAAAGAAAUUGAUGGUAGAACUGCACGUUCAUCUAACAAACUAUACCCAGAAUUGAAUAGCUUCAAUAAUAUAUUUCUUCAAACACCAUCUGAAUUGACAUGCCUUCCCGAAUCAAAGGAUUCAAGAGAUGACACCGAACCUGAACAAAAAGAAACAAUUCAAUUUCAAUACGAUUGGUUUGUCGGACUUGGCAUAAAAGAGUCAACGUUGAGUGAAUUUGACAAUAAGUGGACCAUCGGAACAAUUAAUAUUUCAAAUUUGCUACUAGAAUAUCGUAAUUUGUCUGUAAAAAAAGCAUCUGAGAACAAGCUAGAGAAUGCUGUCGAAAUGCUGUCCUCUGAUGUUUUGGAUCCAUCCACCUACAAAAAUUCUCCUUUCCAGGGAAGGAGAGCCGAUUUUUCUAUUUAUACACAAAUUCAAAGCAAUAAAUACUAUCUAUUGGUAUCCGAAAUAAAACCUGCCAGAUAUAUGUCUUCAAAGGAAACCAAUUUUGUGGAUUUCGAUUUAAUAAAAAUUGGGAAUGAAAUGAAGAACAUGCUUGAUAAGUGCAUUAAAAAUGGUGUAAAAACCAAAGAUUUGUCUAUAUGUAGCAUACUUGUUGAAGGUUUUCAGUGCAGUGUGUUUGUUAUGGAUCUGAAAUUUGAUGCGAUAUACCGAAUGAUACUCCUGGGAAAGUUUUUUCUUCCACAAAAUGUCCAUAACCUUAAUGUACUUUCCAUUGCAAUAGAAGAACUAAUGCAAAUAAAG
Molecule: messenger RNA, 1247 nt
Organism: Funneliformis mosseae
Lineage: Eukaryota; Fungi; Glomeromycota; Glomeromycetes; Glomerales; Glomeraceae
Source: the annotation of a GenBank genome assembly